Molecule: messenger RNA, 525 nt
Organism: Acanthamoeba castellanii str. Neff
Lineage: Eukaryota; Discosea; Longamoebia; Acanthamoebidae
Exons: 5
Coding region: 1-525 (174 amino acids)
Biological process (GO): endosomal transport; positive regulation of MAPK cascade; cholesterol homeostasis
Cellular component (GO): membrane raft; Ragulator complex; late endosome membrane
Source: RefSeq, a predicted model, not a curated record
AUGGGAAGCUGCUUCAGCACGGAGGACAAGGACGACGUCACUUUCUCGCGCAAGGAUAGGCAUCGACAACUGACGCCUCACAGCUAUGGACGCGAGGACACUACCCCCAUCUUCAUCAAUCCCAAAGGGGCACGAAAUGGCUUCGAAUUGGACCAACAGACGUCCUACACAGAUAAGGCGAUGCUAGAGCAAGACCUCUUCCGGCAAAUCGUCAGCAAGACAGCCAGGAACCUGAUCGACAUAUCAUCACAACUCACGCCAGUCCUGGAGCAAGAGCGAAUAAUGCUACAGAAGCUGUACAGCGCGAAGACCCACGAAGUGCAUUGCAAUACUUCGGCCCUGUUCAGCUUGCCAGUGCCCUCUGCAUCCAACACGCUCGACCUUCUCUCUGCGCCCAAUCCCAUCGAGGAGCACCAGCAGCUCAUCGACGAGUGCACGCAGCUGGCUCGCGCCUGGGCCGACACGAAAGAGGUGCGCGACUGCGGGCGAGUGGUGAUACCAUUCGACGAGUUCUCGGCCCAGUAG